AUGCCUUUCUUUCACCUGCUUCUGCUGUUGGCUGCUGCCCCAGAUGUUCUAGCUUUUCCAGAUUUUGUCAUCGAAAAUGGCAGCCCUGUUCUGGAGAAUGUCUCUGAACAUACACGGGUUGCCAUAAUCACUGUGUCUGUCUCACCUCCCGCUUCUCUGAUUGGAGAUCCUGUUAUCAUUAAUGCCGACCCUGUAGUCCAUCCAUUCGUGCUGUCUCGUCGAUCCACACAUCAGUGGGAAUUACUCACCACUGGAGUACCGAAGCUGGACUUCGAGACGGUGACCCUCUACUCCUUGAUAAUCUAUGCCAAAGACAGCCACGGGGUGACGGCAUCCCAGACCAUUCUAAUCCAGAUUGCGGAUGUGAACGAGCCGCCCACCUUCAGGGGAGCCCUUGCUCAGAGAGACCAAGGUACAGAGCUCUCCUCUUGGGGUAAGAAGGGUCCACUGGUUACUGAGAUUUAUAUCCUGGAAGACACUGCCCCGGGCACAGUCAUUUACAGAGCAGCAGCCGCGGAUCCAGAGGAUGCUGUUUUGGAGUCAUAUGUUCUGCAUCAAAGUGCUUUCCUGGAAAAGCAGUCGGACCGGCAAGCCCUCACCAUACACUUGCCCCUGAAUCUCAUAAGGAGAGUCUCCCGAUUACGAAAGCUGAGGAUGGCACUCUCAUGCCUCAAACCCAUACACAUAUCUGCUAAAAUAAAACCUCUUCGUCACCCCGCCCUCCUAAUGUGUCCCCAUAGUCACAAUGCUGUCUUGACGCGCUCUUACCACCUUCUCUGCAUUUGCCAUCAGUUUUCAGCACUGAGAGGUCGGCGUUUACGUUUCUCACUAGCUAUUAAAGUGGUUGACCCCGGAGGACUGUUCGCUGCCGGGAAUCUAAAGAUUUUCCUCAUCAAUGUCAACAAUAAAGACCCAGUUCUUACCUGCAGUUUGUUCAGUAUUGAAAAUGAUGCCUUGAGUGUCACCUCUAUAAACUCGACUCUGCACAGCGAAGUCAACAUCACACUGGACGAAGAAAUCCCAAUUGGGAAAACGAUUGGAGUGUGCCAGGCAACCGAUGAAGAUAAUCUGGGAGAUUUAACCUUUGAACUAGCUCCAUGGAAUGUUUACUUUGCAAUUGACAAAGAGCACGGGACCGUGGUAACCACUGCACGCCUUGACGUGGAGAGGGCUGGGUUUGCACGCGUUCAGUCCUUCUCCAUUAAGGCCUGUGACCAGGGACAGCGGUGUGCAGCACUUCCCGUGACGGUCUAUGUCCACGGCAUCAAUGACAACUCCCCUUUCUGUGACCAGUAUCUGAUUAGGUACACAGGCAAAGAGGUAAUAGCAAAUAAUACAGUAGUUUCAAAGCUCUUGUGUCAUGACCUUGACGAGCCUCCUGAUAUGAUACAUUAUGCUCCACGCUCAGGGCCAGUGGGGCCUGGACAGCUCUUCAGGCAGGUGCCGAAGGCUGAAAACUGUGUCCAGGUUGCCAAAGCAAUGGAUUAUGAAGACCCAGAGAUGAUUGCUGCUGGACACACCUAUGAAAUGACAAUUUCAGUAUUUGAUGACCCACAUCCCUCCCACACGGUAACUGUGACGAUCAUUGUACAGAUUGCUCCGGCCAAUGAUUUCAGCCCUGUGUUUAAGGCUGCGCACUAUGCAUUCUCCGUUCCAGAAACAGCAGGAGCUUUCUACAAAGUUGGAAGAGUGACCGCCACUGAUGAAGACUACCCACCGAACUGUGUUACGUACAAAAUAGCUAGUGGAGACACCCAAGUUAUACAAAGAUUCUGGAUUCACCCUCUCUCUGGAAUGAUUGAGCUCACCACACAGCCAGACUACGAGACUGUGAAGCAGUAUAACCUCACGGUGGAAGGUGUGGACUGCGACAGACUUCAUCCUCGCACAGCGAUGACCAUGGUCACUGUAGACAUCGAAGAUGAGAAUGACGAGGCACCUGUCUGCACACCCUCUCUCUAUAAGGCCGUCAUUUUUGACAAUGUUGUUGCUGGGACAAACGUCAAUGGCUUCAAACUAAACUGCCACGACAGAGAUUCACAAGAUUUUGAAAUGCGCUUUGAGAUAGUUUCUGGAAAUGAGAACCAUCACUUUGGAUUUGACCCAACUCGAGGUUCAAAUACUCCAAAAUUAAUUGUGAAGAACCCGUUUCACUUUGAAUCUGGAGCUGAAUUGCAGCGGCAGUACCAUCUCAUGGUCCACAUAAUCGAUGACAACCUGAAAUACGGCAAAGCCACCAAGCCUAGGACAGGCACUGCUAUUAUAGAUAUUUAUGUGGCAAGGGCCAACGUGCCACCGCCUGCAACCACCAGCUCUGAAGUAAAGAGUUAUGGAUUUUAA
This is a messenger RNA of Myotis myotis, 2340 nucleotides long. RefSeq names its product cadherin-related family member 3-like. Gene Ontology annotation, molecular function: calcium ion binding. Gene Ontology annotation, cellular component: membrane. The transcript is spliced from 15 exons. The record is from RefSeq and is a predicted model, not a curated record. Lineage: Eukaryota; Metazoa; Chordata; Mammalia; Chiroptera; Vespertilionidae. Gene Ontology annotation, biological process: homophilic cell-cell adhesion. Bases 1 to 2340 code for a protein of 779 amino acids.